Molecule: messenger RNA, 2485 nt
Organism: Syngnathoides biaculeatus (alligator pipefish)
Lineage: Eukaryota; Metazoa; Chordata; Actinopteri; Syngnathiformes; Syngnathidae
Exons: 6
Coding region: 835-1743 (302 amino acids)
Source: RefSeq, a predicted model, not a curated record
UUCAAAUCGGAGCCCGUCCUCCCUGCGAGCGUCUGAUCGGGACCAACGCACGCCAAUCAAAGCUUGGAAAGAAAUACCCAUCCGCACAAUAAGCCUGCCCUGCCGCUCUCUCGACCUUCGGCCUCGUUCGGACUCGAGCGCGCGCUUCGGACAACCUUGAGCGUCUUCCUCCUCGUCGGAGCCCGAUCAGAAUAUUUGUAUUUGGCGUGCGAAGUUAGCGAGCGCGCCGCACACCAAAUGAGUCCGACUGUCGAAGAAAGUCACACAAACCCUUUUCGUGCGCCUCGGAGCUUCCACGCUCAACUUCGGACUUGCGAGGCAUAUAUUUGAUCAAGUCGCUUCCAGGUGGACGCUCUACUGCCAAAAGUAUUGAUUGGCUCGCCCGCCUUGACCCAGGUAGGGAUCAAAGUGACUUUCUGUUUUUACGAGUCCGGCCCCACCCCGACUUCCGCUUCAGGUUUCCCGCAAGGCCGACGUGGACUGGCCCGGACAGAGUCCUGACCUCAACCUCUGGUCCAGCACGUGUUUAAAGGACCAAAAGUGCACUGGACUUUUCCCACACACGAGCUGAGCGGCUGAAGAUAUUUGAGCGAGCUUCCCUUUCUUCUAGUGGGUUGGCUUGUUUCUCUUCCGUGAUUCGGCCACCGUCCUCGACGGAAUCUUCCCAAAUGUUGGCAUCGUGCACGUGGAAAAUCCCUCGGAUGCAUUCGUGGAACUCCUUUUGGGUCAACACGCUCUGCGUUUUUUUUUUGUUGUUGUUGUUGAGAAUGACGCCAUCGUGCCGACGGCGCCCUCUGGCGCUGGGCGGCCUCCGCCACAUCCGUCCCGUCCGCCAUGUCCGCGGAGCUCCUCGCGCGCCUCGGCGAGCCGCAGUACGCCAACUGGCUGAAAGCGGGCAAAUGCUUGUACAUGGUCAAGGAGGCCGUGGAGCCUUUCGCGGAUGAGCGCCUUCGACGUUUCCACGGCGAUUUGCUCCGCGAGCGGCCUCGUCUGAGUCAGCGAUGCUCGCGAUCGUGCCACCCCGCCGACGUCAAGCUUUCCAGGGCCUGCGAGUCGUGUCUGCGCUGGAAAGACGAAAUCGUCAAGCACCACCGGAGACCCGCCUCGGGCGUCCACUGGGACAACUGCGCCCCCGCCGCGUGGAGGACGAGCCACUGGGAGCUGGCCAAGGCUUACAUGCCGCGAGGGCAGGCCCGGGUCCAGGCGGCCCGUCAGUGCGACCCUUCCGCUCUGCUCAACCUCCUCAGCUGCUGCGACUGUUUUGCUUCGGUGGCUUCCAACACGGCUCGCGUGACCGAGCUGAUCAGAUUCCGGAACGAGUUGAUGCACUCCGCCGACCAGCGUGUGAGCGACGCCUGGAUGGAGAAAUUCCGACCGGCGCUGGUUGGCUUCGUGCGGCUGUUCAAGCGGGUGCCCGACGUGGACCUGGCAGAGCAAUCGCUAAUUCGGAUGCUGGCCGUCGAUUUGUCGAUCUGCGCGAGGGACACCGUGGACUACUCCGGAACGGCGUUAGCCGCCGACACGGUGAAUUUCGGUAUCGGACCCGACCUGGUCGGCCAGUGGGAGGCCGCCUUACUACAGGAGAGGCUGCGGGAGUUGCGGCUUUCGGCCGAAGACGAGCCCGCGGACCGCGAGCAGCUGAUGACGCUCGACGCUUUCCUGCGGGAGCACAAAGACCUGAGCCAGAAGUUCUCCGCCGAGCUGGAGGCCAACGGGACGCGCCCGGCGCCGCUCGACGGCUGAUUGCGCGAUCUCGACAGCGGGUCGUGCAGCCGUCCUGUCGGUCGAGAUCGGGAGCGCUCCGUGGAGGGGGGGGGCGACGUCGUCGUCCAUCAAUUUCCAGUGUCGGACGAUCGCCUUCUAGCGAGCGGACCUCCUAUUUCGUGUCGUCGGGCGACAUUCCCAAAUUUCUGUGGAGUGGAAAAGGUUGCCGAGAAAUAAGAGAAGAACCGUACGGAGAAAAGUGACCCUCGGGCGCCGUACCCCGACCGAAUAUUGAAUGCGAGGGAGGCCUCGGAGCUUUGCUUCCUGGCUUUCCGUUGCCCGUAUUCUUUUCCUCCCCCCCCCCCCCCGUAAAGAUCUAUUCUCUGGGGGCGGCACGGUGGAUCGGAUCAACUGGUAAAGCGUCGGCCUCGCAGUUCUGAGGUCCCGGGUUCGAUCUGAAUUUGCAUGUUCCCCUCGUACCCGCGUGGCUUCGUCUCUCCGUUUUCCGCCCACAUCCCAAAAACAUGCUGGCGUCAAAUCGGACCCUCAAAAUUGCCCCGUCGGUUUGAUUUGUUGAAUGCGGUGCCCUGCGAUUGGCCGGCGACCACUUUAGGGCGUACGCCGCCUCCUGCGGGAAAGGCCCCGGCGCUCCCCGCGACCCUCGUGAGAAUAAGCGGCAAAGAAAACAGAUGGAUGAACGUGUUCUAUUGGAUAUUCUCGUGACACAAUACAAAGCAUUGACGGAAGACUAAACUGUUCAUAAAGUUCUUUUGUAUUUCUC